Molecule: messenger RNA, 2472 nt
Organism: Lathyrus oleraceus (garden pea)
Lineage: Eukaryota; Viridiplantae; Streptophyta; Magnoliopsida; Fabales; Fabaceae
Product: transmembrane E3 ubiquitin-protein ligase FLY2
Exons: 13
Coding region: 410-2113 (567 amino acids)
Biological process (GO): proteasome-mediated ubiquitin-dependent protein catabolic process
Cellular component (GO): endomembrane system
Molecular function (GO): zinc ion binding; ubiquitin protein ligase activity
Source: RefSeq, a predicted model, not a curated record
UCACCACACAGCACAGUUACACCCAACCUCGUCAACUACUGCUCUUCCCUCUUCUUCUAUUGCAAAACCCACUAAUCAAUUUUUGUUUUUUUCUUCAUCUCAUCAAAAAAAUUUAAUCUUUUUAAAUUAUUAUCGCAAUUAUUAUUAUUUAACAAGGUUCGUUUCAUUUGGUGGAAAGCAAAACCUUGCUGGUGAAGGGAAUUUCGUUGUUUGAAGUCGUUGGGCUUUCACUGUCGUUUCUAUCUAAUCAAAUUGUGACUCGUUGUUGUUGUGACUCGGUGAUUCACUCGUUUGACUGCUUUUGAAGCAACCCUUUGUGUUUCUUAAGGUGUUUGUUUCCAUUGAUGGGUUUUGGAUUUUGUUGUUGGAUUCAGAGAUACUUGAAUUGGGAACAGGGUUGUUGACAGAAAUGGUUGAGGUUGAAGCUCAAAGGUUGGAGGUUUGUUUUGUUAAGAGGAAGGAAGUGGUGUUUGGAUGGUUGGUGUUUAUGUUGUUUCUUAGUCCUGUUGUUGGUCUCAGACCCUUGAGGGAUAAAACUGGUUCUUGGGGCGAUGAGUGGAUUUUUUCUGGAAAAGAUGAAAGCGACAUAGGUCCUUUUUCACAAUGGAAUAUAACCGGAACGUACCGAGGGACUUGGAAGUUUUUAGAUAAUACAAAUGGCUCUUCUAGAUUUCCAGACAUCAGAAAAAUAAAUGGAAAUUCCGUAAUUGAAUUAGUUAGUACGCCUACAAAGAUAACCGGGGUACAUUAUGUGCAGGGAGUGGUUAUAUUCCAUGAUGUGUUUGACAAUGAAUACAAUGUCGGCGGUGCUCAAAUCAAAAUAGAAGGUGUAUAUAUAUGGCCUUUUAGACAACUUCGAAUGGUAGCCAACAGCGGAAAAGACGGAGGAGGGUUGAAUCAAGAUGGAGAUUAUAUUCUAUCCAAUCCAUAUCAUCUGCUUGGAGUUUUCUCGUCUCAAGUAUUCCAAGAAUCUUCGCGACAUACCAUGUGGAGACGAAAGCAUUCUCCUUUGCACGGCAUGGAGAAAAAUUGUAAUGUUGAAAUUUCAGCACGGGUUUCACGCUUGUCAUCGUCAAAACACGAAGGGGAGCACGAUUCUUUUCAGCUGGAAGGAUUAAUGGAAAGUCCCUCCGUGGAUGAUGACGGAGAUUGCAUCUCACCGUUACAGUUAAAUGCAACAUCUAUUAAUAUUGGAGCCUACUACAAUAAAGCAGUGAACUAUACCUUGAUGGUUACUUUUGUCUCAUUCUUGCAAGUUCUUCUUUUGAUUCGGCAAAUGGAGCAUAGCAACACCCAAUCUGGCGCUGCAAAGGUUUCGAUAAUAAUGAUUGGUCAGCAAGCUAUAGUGGAUGCUUAUCUUUGCCUCGUACAUCUGACGGCGGGAAUACUAGUCGAGUCCUUGUUCAACGCUUUUGCAACUGCUGCAUUCUUCAAGUUCGUAGUUUUCUCAAUAUUUGAGAUGAGAUAUCUCCUUGCAAUUUGGAAGGCAAGUCGGCCUUUGAGUAAUGGCGAAGGUUGGGAGACAAUGAGGCGCGAGCUUUCCGUUUUAUACAGCCGUUUCUAUGGGAUCCUGUUGGGGGGAAUUCUAUUCAUGUACGAAUUCCAUUAUUAUUUGAAACCUAUUCUACUUCUUGUAUACUCCUUUUGGAUACCUCAGAUAAUCACCAACAUUGUUCGCGAUUCGCGCAAACCGUUGCAUCCUCAUUAUAUAUUAGGCAUAACCGUUACUCGGCUAGCAAUCCCAUUAUACGUUUUCGGCUGUCCUAACAACUUCUUGCGCAUAGAACCAGAUCACACCUGGUGCGCUUGUUUGGUUUUAUUUACCGGAUUUCAAGCCGCAAUUCUCCUUCUUCAGCAUUAUCUCGGCUCCCGUUGGUUCAUUCCUCAUCAGAUUCUACCUGAGAAAUACAGCUAUUAUAGGAGGUCUUCUUCUCAGGAUACGAAUCACGCGACAGACUGUGUUAUUUGCAUGACAGGCAUUGAUCUCACGCCACGAUCAAAUGAUUGUAUGGUGACGCCUUGUGAUCAUUUUUUCCACACCGGCUGUUUACAAAGAUGGAUGGAUAUAAAGAUGGAGUGUCCAACAUGCCGGCGCCCGCUCCCACCUGCAUGAGUAGAUUAUCGAAAUGUUCAUAUCAUUAGAAUCAACUGACACCGUCCAACUCGAAUAUAAUUUCGGUAAUAUGCUUAUUAUGAAAAGGCCUUCGGUAAUCAGUAACACAUAAUUUCAACUCAAGUGUUAAGUUUGCAUUUUACCAUUUUUUGUGUUGUUUUGAUUUGCAGGUUGGGAUAGAAUCAAUAUUGGGUAUAGUUGAGCUUUUCAGUACAAGGCUGAAAUAUGGAACUUGUGAUACUUGUAUCAUGCAGCAUUUGUUUAUAGCUGAUUAAUAGUUUUUUUUUUUUUUAAAUUUUAAAAACUGGUUAGUGGUUGUGUCAAUGAUUAAUUUCCAUUGGAUAAUCUUUUGGAUUCCA